Molecule: messenger RNA, 993 nt
Organism: Chaetomium globosum CBS 148.51
Lineage: Eukaryota; Fungi; Ascomycota; Sordariomycetes; Sordariales; Chaetomiaceae
Exons: 1
Coding region: 1-993 (330 amino acids)
Cellular component (GO): nucleus; cytoplasm
Molecular function (GO): ribonucleoside-diphosphate reductase inhibitor activity
Source: RefSeq, a predicted model, not a curated record
AUGGCGGGUCCUCGCACGAAGCGGCAAUUCGCCGGCGCAGCUAGCGAUCCUGCGCAACGCUCCAUCACCUCGUUCUUCAACAAGACUACAAACACCACCACGUCGGCCAAUGCCGCCUCGAAAACGACGAGCGAACCGCCUCUCAAUGGCCCUCAUAUCCCAGGGCAAGUUCAAACCGACCUCUUGAAUGUCGGCAUGCGAGUCCGUAAGGCCAUCCCAGAAGGCUACAAGACCGGCAGCGCCUACAGCGGCUUCACGCUCUGGGCCGAAGACAACGCCGUCCGCAAGCCCACCCCCACCGAGGACACCUACGCGAUCAAAACCACAACCAACCCCACCACAGCACCCACUUCUUACCUGCGCGAACUGGAGCCCUUCUGCGGCAUCAACCGAGUCGGCGGGUUGGCCUUCCAGCCCUCCCACAACAACGGCAGCUCAGCCAUGAACGACAUGGACGACAUGGACGCCAUGCCCGGCCUAGCCAGCAGCCAAGACACCAUCUCCAGCACCCCCUCCUCCUUCCCAUCCUCUUUCCCAACCACCACCACCACCACCAUCAUCACCACCCCCACCCCAACCCGCAAGCGCAUCUUCACCUCCGACGAAGACGACGCCGCCACCACCACCACCCCAAACAACAGCAGCACCACUACGCUCCCCUACCGCGGCCCCGUGCGCCUGAGCAGCGACAGCCCCGAGGCGUGGCUGCUGGAGCUGGAGGAAGAGAUCUCGCCGCGCAGCGCGGCGCCGCCGCCGGGGCUGUGGGAGAGCGCGCGCGUGCUGGCCGUGCCGCGGUCGCGGGCGCGGGCGCAGCAGGUGGGGUUGGGGUUGGGGUCGGGGGGUGGUGGGAAGGGUUCUUCUGUUGGUGGUGUUGGUGGGCAGGAGGAGAAUGUCAUGGUUGUGGUGCGGCGGGAGGAUGGGAAUGAUUUUGAGGAGGCGAGCUUUUUGGAUUAUGGUUUGACGGCGGCGGAUGGAAGGAUGGAUAUUGAGUGA